Messenger RNA from Mauremys reevesii (Reeves's turtle), 1620 nucleotides. RefSeq names its product zinc finger protein RFP-like. The coding region runs from base 7 to 1449 and encodes 480 amino acids. Gene Ontology annotation, molecular function: protein binding; zinc ion binding. The transcript is spliced from 7 exons. NCBI's taxonomy places the organism in Eukaryota, Metazoa, Chordata, Testudines, Geoemydidae. The record is from RefSeq and is a predicted model, not a curated record.
GCAGCCAUGGCUGCUGCGACUCCAACACAACUGCUCCUCGCUGAACUGACUUGUUCAGUGUGUCUAGAUUAUUUCAAAGACCCAGUGUCUCUAGCUUGUGGGCACCAUUUCUGCCAGGCCUGCAUCACUCAGUGCUGGGAAGGAUUGAGUACAGACUUCCACUGUCCUGAGUGCAGAGAAACCUUCUCCCGGCGAAACCUCAAACCAAACAGACAGCUGAGGAAUAUUGUAGAAGCUUCCAGAAAACUUACACUGGAGUUAACAAAAGAACCAGACGUUGAGACUGUGUGUGAAAAACACAAGGAGAAUUUAAAAGUCUUCUGCCAAAAGGAUCAAACACUCAUUUGUGUGGUUUGCCAUCUGUCCCAAGAUCACAAAGGACACCCUGCGGUUCUCAUAGAGGAGGCUGCUGAGAAUUACAAGAAACAAAUUCGGAGCCAUUUGGAGAGUUUGAAGAAAGAGAGCGAAGAGAUUCUGACAUUUAAAUUGAGUGGGGAAAAUAAAAGCCGUGAACUGCUGAAACAGCUACAAACUGAGAAGCAGAAGAUUGUGGCUGAAUUUCAGCAACUGCGCCAGUUUCUGGAGGAACAAGAGCGACUCCUGCUGGCCCAGCUGGAAGAGCUGAAUAAGGAAAUUGAAAAGGGGAGGGCUGAGUAUGUUGCCAAAUUAUCUGAGGAACUCUCCUCUUUCAGUUCCCUGAUCAGUGAGAUGGAGCAGAAGUGCCAGCAGCCAGCGAGUGAAUUCCUGCAGGACAUCAAAGGCACCUUGAGCAGAUGCGAGAGGGAGAAGUUUCAGAACCCAGGGGCCUUUUCUUCUGACCUGAAAUGGAGACUCUGGGAAUCUUCUCAAAGAAAUGCAUCUCUGGAGACUAUAGUGAAGAAAUUCAAAGACUCACUCUCAUCCAGACAGCGGUUGGACAAAGUGAACGUGACUCUGGAUCCACACACGGCCCAUCCCCAACUCAUCGUGUCUGCGGAUCGGAAAAGUGUGAGAUUGGGAUGCACAAGGCAGGCUCUGCCCGACAACCCUGAGAGAUUUGACCCUGCGCCCUGUGUGCUGGGCUGUGAGGGAUUCACCUCCGGCCGACACUACUGGGAGGUGGAGGUGGAGGUGGGGAGGGGAGUCUGUGAUGUGGGGGUGGCCAGGGAGUCUGUGAGCAGGAAAGGACGGAUCAGCUUUUACCCUGAGCGGGGUAUCUGGGCUGUGGAGAGCAGGGAGGAUCAGUACUGGGCUCACAUGUCCCCUGCACAGAGCAUCCCCUUCCCCCCGAGCUCAGCGCCCCGCAGGAUCCGGGUGUAUCUGGACUAUGAACGGGGGCAGGUGUCGAUUUUUGAUGCUGGUACCGGGGACCCGAUCGUCACUUUCCCGCCGGCCUCUUUCGCCGGGGAGAGAAUCCGCCCGUUCUUCGGUGCUGUUGGUUCUAGUGCGCGGCUCACGCUGUGUCCCUGAGGUGCCCUGUCUGUGCCCAUGAAACAGGCUCCUCUAGCCCCCACCCCCCUGAUCUGUAUGGCCUGGAGGACUCAGCCAGUCUGCCCCCACACAGACGGGGCUGAAGGGGGGGUGACGCUCUCCCCGUAGCUCUAUGGCUGUGCAGGUCUGUGGGAGGCUCUAGGCUGGGUC